Dipodomys spectabilis (banner-tailed kangaroo rat) is the source of this 693-nucleotide messenger RNA. Its product is annotated as keratin-associated protein 13-1-like. The record is from RefSeq and is a predicted model, not a curated record. The transcript has a single exon. NCBI's taxonomy places the organism in Eukaryota, Metazoa, Chordata, Mammalia, Rodentia, Heteromyidae. The coding region runs from base 1 to 693 and encodes 230 amino acids.
AUGUCCUACAGCCGCUGCUCUGGAAACUUCUCCUCCAGCUCCGUUCAGGGCUGCCUGUCACGGUCCAGGUCCUCCUGUGGCUCUGCCUUCCCCAGCAACCUGGUCUACAGCACUGACCUCUGCGCUCCGGGCUCCUGCCAGCUGGCCUCUUCUCUCCACGGUGGCUGUCAGGACACCUGUGGCGAGCCCAUGCGCUGCCAGAGUUCCUGUGUGGUGUCCAGUCCCUGCCAGAGUUCCUGUGUGGAGUCCAGUCCCUGCCAGAGUUCCUGUGUGGAGUCCAGGCCCUGCCAGAGCUCCUGUGUGGUGUCCAGGCCCUGCCAGAGCUCCUGUGUGGAGUUCAGGCCCUUCCAGAGGACCUGCUACAGCCCCAGAGUGUCUACGCUCUGCAGUCCCUGCCGCACAACUUACUCUGGAUCUCUGGGCUUUGGGUCCAAUGCUUGCCACCUGCUAGGGUAUGGAUCUAGAAGCUCCUGCUCACUGGGGUAUGGGUGGAGACGCUCCUAUGCCCCAUUCUAUACAUCUGGAAGCUGCUACCCACAGGGCUGUGGUUCCAGCGGCUAUGGAGUCUAUGGUUUCCCUUCCCUGAGUUAUGGGUCUAGAUUCUGCCACCCACCCUAUUUGGCCUCUAGAAUGUACCAGGGUUAUAGUUACAGACCUACCUGUGGCUCUGGCUUCUAUGAAUUUACUUGUUAA